This is a messenger RNA of Patiria miniata (bat star), 3575 nucleotides long. RefSeq names its product protein DENND6A-like. Gene Ontology annotation, cellular component: recycling endosome. Gene Ontology annotation, molecular function: guanyl-nucleotide exchange factor activity. The transcript has 15 exons. The record is from RefSeq and is a predicted model, not a curated record. Bases 41 to 1807 code for a protein of 588 amino acids. Lineage: Eukaryota; Metazoa; Echinodermata; Asteroidea; Valvatida; Asterinidae.
AAAAUGCACACGAGAAAGUGUUCGCACAACAAUCUCGACAAUGGCGACGAGCGAGAAUGAUCGCCUGAGAUCUUCUGUCAGCAGUCACGGCAGUAUGGAUGGAUCGGGUAUAAAACAAGAACCUUUUCGUUCCAAAGCGAUUCUACCGUGGGAUAGACUGUCCAACUGGCUUCAUUGUGUCUGCGUUGUUACGUUUGAUUUGGAGUUAGGGCAAGCUUUGGAGUUUGUUUAUCCAAACCAUGUGAAACUCUCUGAAAAAGAGAAAAUGAAUAUAUGCUACCUAUCAUUCCCUGACUCCAACUCCGGGUGUAUGGGAGACACACAGUUCAACUUCCGCAUCCGACAGUGCCACGGCAGAUCUCACUCCUACAACAACAGAAAAGUGUAUGAUAGGAACAGCCCAGUGGCAUUGCAGAGUGACAGUGGACAUUACUACGGCUUUGUGUACUUCCGACAAAUCAAAGACAAAUCUUCCCGGAGAGGUUACUUCCAAAAAUCACUGGUAGUGCUUUCCAAGGUUCCCUACAUCACUCUCUUCACACGUCUUGCCAGCAUUAUUGCACCUGGAUAUUUUGAGUACGGUGAACCAUCGGCAGAAGCUGCUUGCCAUGAUAUUGACCAAUGGCCAUCGCCGAUGCCAGGCCAGCUCUUACACUUACCAAUCAUGGGUAGUGUAUUACAAAUCAGAAUACCUACAAAGCAAGACAAACCAGGCUCCAUAUCAGCGGCUGUCAAGACAACGCCUGAGCACGGUGGUUCCCAUCCAACUAUUGUGCCAUCAGUUCACGAAGUGGAGCCUUUUCGUUGUCUUCAACCAGUCUUGCCACACAUACAACUUAUAUGGGAGCUGGUGCUAACUGGAGAGCCCGUCGUGGUGAUGGCGCCCUCACCGUCCAUCUGUUCAGACACCAUUCAUGCAUUGGUCCACACCAUCUCACCACUCCGCUACAUGUCUGACUUCCGGCCAUACUUCACAAUACACGAUAGUGAGUUCAAGGAAUAUACGACAAGAACUCAAGCUCCUCCCUCGGUUAUACUCGGUGUAACUAAUCCAUUCUUUGCCAAGACGUUACAACAUUGGCCUCAUGUUAUCAGGAUAGGGGAGCCAGUAAACACGGACAAGUCCAAUUCUAAGAUGUUAAAACCAAAGAAGCCAGGCAGUUUGAAGACACUGGAAUCCAAGCCGGGGCUGUAUACACAAUACAAACCCUUCCUGAACAAGGAUAAGACAAUUAUUAAGAGAUUAGCAAAGGGCGUACAAACCAAACGACCACAGGAAGUACAGGAUGCCAUGCUGAGAAGACACUUGCUGGAACUAACGCAAAGCUUCAUGAUUCCACUGGAGAGAUACGUAGCCAGCCUGAUGCCACUACAGAGAAAUAUCUCACCCUGGAAGCAUCCUCCAAGGUUAAAGCCUUUUGAUACUGAGGCAUUCUUGAAGACGUUGGAACAUUCAGGCCCCCAGCUGACCUCCGGACUCAAGGGAGACUGGAUAGGCCUCUACAAGAAGUUCUUUAGCAGCAAGAACUUUGAGGGUUGGUUCUGGCAGCGUCAGUUGGAGGUCAACCACAAGUUGUCUGUCUUGCACCUGGAGGCGCUGUGCAAUGCUGACCUGCUGCAGUGGGUCAGUGACAAACAAGAAGUACAGGUCGUUGACCUGGUACUCAAACUCAGGGAAAAAAUGGCUGACAUUCUGGAUCAGAAUCUCCAAGUAAAACCUGAACUGGAGCAGAGACUAACCAAGCAUAUUGAAGCCAUCAUUACGACGUUACCGUCCGACUUACAGGCAGUGCUCAAGAGCCAAUAGGAAAGCAGCUAUGCUGAGUGAUAGCCAAUAGGAAUGCAGCAAUGGAAGCCAGUCAGUGCUCAAGAGCCAAUGGAAAAGCAGCUAUGCUGAGUGAUAGCCAAUAGGAUUGCACCAAUGGGAGCCAGUCAGUGCUCAAGAACCAAUAGGAAAGCAGCUAUGCUGAGUGAUAACCAAUAGGAAUGCAGCAAUGGGAGCCAGUCAGUGCUCAAGAGCCAAUAGGAAAGCAGCUAUGCUGAGUGAUAGCCAAUAGGAAUGCACCAAUGGGAGCCAGUCAGUGCUCAAGAGCUAAUGGAAAAGCAGCUAUGCUGAGUGAUAGCCAAUAGGAUUGCACCAAUGGGAGCCAGUCAGUGCUCAAGAGCUAAUGGAAAAGCAGCUAUGCUGAGUGAUAGCCAAUAGGAAUGCACCAAUGGGAGCCAGUCAGUGCUCAAGAGCCAAUAGGAAAGCAGCUAUGCUGAGUGAUAGCCAAUAGGAAUGCACCAAUGGGAGCCAGUCAGUGCUCAAGAGCCAAUAGGAAAGCGGCUAUGCUGAGUGACAGCCAAUAGGAAUGUACUAGUGCUGAUCAGUAAGCACUUGGGUCAUUCUGGUCUCACGCAGUUCUGUUCAUAAAGGUUAAUCAACUUCCUGUAUGUGUGCAGAAUGUUGAGAAAUGCAAAGCAUUGUGGGUAAUUCAAACUGGACUUAAACAACCGAGAUAAAAAUGCAUUGGUGAUUCAUGUAAAUAAUAAUAAUAAUAAUUUGGGAGGCUAAUCAUCCUUACUGGCAGCUGGGAUGCUGAAUUGCGAAGGACGCGGCUACAACGUGGUUGGGCUUCUGGCACGUAAGGGUGCCUAUGGCUGCCGGCCACAUCGACCCAUAUAUGACCACGGAGCACAGCCCGAGACAGAAAGUGUUCGAUUUUGCCGGAGGGAGGAAAACCGGAGGGCCCGGAGAAAAACCCUCAUGGCACAGGAGAGAACCAAAACACAACUCUACUCACGUGAUCCCCAGCCAAAACUACAUGUAUGAAUAACCAUAGUUUGACGAUCUUUGCUUGCACCCAUCAUUGUCGACUUUACAUGAAGUUGACUAUUUGGGACCUGUCCUUUGAGGUCGCUGUAUUGUAUACAAUAGCCAGACACUCGCAAUGCACAGUAGGGAGCCAGGAACAAGACGUUUGAUGACGACGUGUUGACUCACUUUCGCAUGUUGCUAUUUAGUGCACAGGCGUAAGUUACGUCACAAAUCAACCGCAAGUCGACCAGUGGUCCUCAAAUUAACUUGCUCAUGAAUAAGCCGAAAGGAACAUGAUGAAAGAUGCAAUUUAUUUUUAGUAACAAGGUCACGAUUGGACAGUUAGCUGUGUUGAACAGCCAAUGAGAAUCAAUGAAUUCAGCAGAAGUGUGCUAUGAACCAAUGGGAGUGACUUUUGAAGGACUUGGGGGGGGGGGAGUGAUGAAAGAGGGAAUGACCCCUAACCCCCAAAAAAACUAUCAAUGUUCAUAAAUUAAAUACAAUCAGUAACCAAUAGCACUUGCAUUACAUUUUAUGUUGUUUUAAUUUCCUACUGAAUCCAAAAGCCAUUGGCAGGUACAACUGUUGACUUUUUACAAACAACGUUUAACUCAUAAAAGGGAAUACAAUUUUACAUGUACAUGCAUUUCCCAAUUGCUAAACUAUUUCUCCAGUUUUCCAUAGGUUUAUUCACAAACACUGAUGGACGUAUUGGGUGUCAAACAGUGGCUCAUUCUGAUUCUAUUAAAAAUUGACAAACGUCAAAUAAUGCCCUUAA